AUGCUGGAUGGACCAAUGCUGGUCAAAGCUGCAACUUCGAUGGAGUUUUCGUUGGAUAUCCCCACUGACAUUCUGUCCGAAAAGCCAACUUCCUUCUUUCGAGACCUUCAAAGUCAGAUUGAUCAAGAUGAUCCACAGAAACGUUGUCAACGCUACGGCUAUCAAUAUCAAUAUCAUCCAUCUGCCAAGUCAAGACGACGAAGACUCUUUCUAGGCAGUCUGAUUGCCGAAGAACCUUUAGAACUGCUGCAAAUUGUGGCUGCAGAAUCGUAUGGCAUCUAUGCCGGCAUGGUCUUUGUAGAAAGCAAUCGCACGCAAAACUUUGACCCUAGACCGGUUCGAAGAGCCAAUGACCAAAAUCACAUUCAACAGCUGCAAACACUCUUUGGAACACCACAGCUACAAAUACGUCUUUACACCAACGAAAAACCACGGUUCACGGGAAUUCGCAGAGAACAUGCGCAACGACAAGAAAUUCUCAGGGGAUGGAAGGAAAUGGGCAUGACACCAUUCGACGUGGGAAUCAUUGCCGAUGCCGAUGAAACAUUCACCCGAGAUUUCCUCAGGGCGGCACAGGAAUGCGACAUUCCGCACUUGGACUAUGCACAACAUCAAUGCUUUACAUCCAACGUCAAACUCGCUGCUUCCUCCUUGGUCUUUGAAACAUCACCUGAAUGUGUCACGGCCCAACGAGGUUGGUAUCAUCCCGAAAUGAUACUGGGAGCUUGUAUUGAAAUGAUUGGAAAUAGAUCCGUACAUCCACUCGCGUUUCGGGAUGGACCACGACGAGCUCACGGAUACGGACGAGCGUGUUCCAAAGAUUUCUCAAAGUUGGUGCCAGGUCGACAUCCUCUCUGGAAUGCCGCCGACUUUCGCAUGCUCUGUGGACGACAAGCCUACGGAGGAGGAAAUGACAAUGGCCAUCAUCAUCAUCACUCCUCCAGAUCCAAUUAUACUGGAUUCCAUUUUCACAAUUGGUUCACCAGUUUCAAUGCCACACGUCUCAAAUACAAAACAUACGGACAUGCCAUGAAAGCACGCAAGGCAUUCACGUGGCCAUUGUACCAAAUUGGAAAAAAUGAUCUCAAACUCAUGUAUCAUUGUGUGCGAAACAUGCCCGAUGAGAAAGAACAAAAGUGGAAACGGGUACUAGGAGGAUUCCAGAACAUUCUUCCUCCCAUUCCAAUAUACUUUGCCGACACGCAGUAUCUUUGGAAACGACAUGAAUGGAUAAAAAAACAAGUACAGAUGGAUGACGAAAUGGUGGAAAAAUUGCAACAAUCCGCUCCUACUUGA
Messenger RNA from Seminavis robusta, 1296 nucleotides. The record is from the annotation of a GenBank genome assembly. NCBI's taxonomy places the organism in Eukaryota, Bacillariophyta, Bacillariophyceae, Naviculales, Naviculaceae.